GAGAAAGAAGAGAAGGAGAGCUAGCAAGAGGAGGAGGAGGAGAAACAGAAAAGAAGAGACAGAAGAAAGAGGAGGGAAAAAGAGAGAUAGAAGGAGAAAGAGGAGAAGGAGAAGAGAGAAAGCCUCCUCGUUUCCCUGCCCGGCCCUCGCCCUCGCCCUCGCCCCCCGGGCGCCCUGGGUCUGUGGGGCGGGAGCCCUCGGGGGCCAUGAUGCAGGCCGAGUCGGGGAUCGUGCCGGACUUGGAGGUGGGCGAGGAGGAGUUCCAGGAGGAGCCCAAGAGCUACUACGAGCUCAAGAGCCAGCCCUUGAAGGCCAGCAGCAGUUCUGAGCACCCUGGAGCUUCCAAGCCUCCACUAAGCUGCUCCUCCAGUAUGACAUCACGGAUUUUGCUACGACAGCAGCUCAUGCGUGAGCAGAUGCAAGAGCAAGAGCGCCGGGAGCAGCAACAGAAACAGCAAGCCACCCAGUUCAUGCAACAGAGAGUAGCAGUGAGUCAGACACCAGCCAUCAACGUCAGCCUCCCAGCAAGCCUUCCUCCUGCUACUCAGGUCCCAAUGGAAGUCCUUAAGGUGCAAACUCACCUGGAAAACCCUACCAAGUAUCACAUCCAACAAGCUCAACGGCAGCAAGUCAAACAAUAUCUCUCUACAACAUUAGGAAACAAGCACACCAGCCAGGCACUAAGCUUACCAUGCCCAAACCAGCCAGGUGAACAUGUUAUGCCCCCAGGGACAGGGAGCAGCGCCCCGAACAGCCCCAUGGCUAUGCUUACGCUCAACUCUAACUGUGAAAAAGAGGGCUUUUAUAAAUUUGAAGAUCAAAACAACCGGGCAGAGAGUGAAUGUCAGACUCUGAACACACAUUCUCGAGCAUCAUGCAUGCAGGUACAGAUGGACGAUGUAAUUGAUGACAUAAUAAGUUUGGAAUCCAGUUACAAUGAAGAAAUUUUUGGUUUAAUGGAUCCUGCACUACAAAUGGCAAACACGUUACCUGUAUCUGGCAAUCUGGUGGAUUUGUACAGCAACCAAGGCAUGCCUCCCUCAGGCCUCAACAUCAGCAACUCAUGCCCUGCUAAUCUUCCUAAUAUAAAAAGGGAACUUACAGCAUGUGUAUUUCCCACAGAGUCAGAGGCAAGAGCAUUGGCCAAAGAGAGGCAAAAGAAAGACAAUCACAAUUUAAUUGAACGAAGAAGACGAUUCAAUAUUAAUGAUCGCAUAAAAGAACUUGGCACUUUGAUACCCAAGUCAAAUGAUCCGGAUAUGCGUUGGAAUAAGGGAACUAUUUUAAAGGCCUCUGUAGACUAUAUCCGCAAGUUGCAAAGAGAACAACAGCGGACAAAAGAAUUAGAGAACAGACAAAAGAAACUGGAACAUGCCAACAGACAUCUCUUGCUCAGAAUACAGGAACUUGAGAUGCAGGCUCGAGCACAUGGACUUUCCAUUGUCCCAUCUACAGGCCUUUGCUCACCAGAAAUGGUCAACCGGCUUAUCAAACAGGAACCCGUCCUUGACAACUGCAGUCAAGAGAUCUUGCAGCAUCAUUCUGACUUAUCUUGCACAACCACUCUCGACCUUACUGAUGGCACUAUCACUUUCAACGACAGCCUGGCAAAUGUGACUGAGUCAACAGCUGGCACUUACCCUGUUCCUACAAAAAUGGGAUCCAAACUGGAAGACAUCUUGAUGGACGAUACCCUAUCUCCUGUUGGAGUUACCGACCCACUCCUUUCAUCAGUCUCUCCUGGAGCUUCAAAAACAAGUAGCCGAAGGAGCAGCGUGAGCAUGGAGGAGACUGACCAUGCUUGUUAGUGGAUAUAAUUAGAAAGUCCUUUUGUGAACUUCUUCCUUUCUUGAUCAGUAGAUUAAGUAUUUUGCUUUGUUUUUUUCUUAAUAACUGUCUUUUAAUAUAACUCUUCAGAUAGCCCAGUGUAUGUGACUUUUUAAAAAGUGUUUGAAGAGACUUGUAUAUUCUGUUUGAAAACUACCAAUGCUUCCAAAGUAUUGUAUUGCAUCUGUGAACCAGAUUCAACAAGAAUUCCAAAUGAGUUCAUGUCUACUUGAAAGCAAUAGAGAACUACCGAUUCACAAGUCCAUGAUCCACUAAAGGUGACACUUCAUUAUAACUGCAGUGAAAACCCAUUGACUUGGAAAUGAAACUUAGAAGAAUGUAAAGAAACCAAAAACAAAUUAGCUUUGUAAACUAUAUUUGUGUUGAUUUAAUAGUGCCUCUUUCAAACUUAUAGUACCUGUUAAUCCAUGUUAAUCUUCCUCACAGCAUUAGAUAUAAUAUAUAUGUAAACAGGCCGCCUCUACAGAAACUGAUUCAUGGAGAUCUUGAUUAAAGUGCAAACUAGAAAUAAGGAAGGAGAGACACACACAGAGAAAUCCCAUGGUAUUGAAAUUUGUAUUGGUUUUUUUCCUUUUGCUCUCUAUAAAGUGAGCAUCCUUCUAAAUCACGGUGAUUUUUAAAGAAAUCCCUUCUAGUCAUGGUGUGGAAUCUAUAUUGGUAUUUUAACCAUAUAAGAUUUAUGACUAUUUCAAGCUCUUAACAAAUAUUAUUUUCUGCCAAUUGGACAUAAUCAAUUGGUUUCUUCUUUUUUAAAAACAAAAAUGCAUUGUACAGUUACCUGAUUUGCAUGGAUUUUUUCCAGUUAUUUUAUUUUUCAUUCAGAAUUUGUGUUUUAUUUGUAAGAAAAUGCCUCUAGUUAUUGUGACAGUUUUUUCUGACAUUUCCAACCCUGAUGAAGGAGUUGGUUUGCAUUCUUUGUACACACCUCAAAACAAGAAUUAUUAAUUUUUUGGGUGCAGAUUCCUGUCUUUUCAAGAGUGGCUUUGUAACUAUUUUGUAUAUUACUGUCUCAUGUAGUAGAAAUGUUUUGACACAGACAGAUCUUUAAAUCAUCGUAUAGAUUUAGUCUAGUUAACAUAAAACUAGUUGCAUAAAGUUGCAUAAAACAAAAAUGGGAGCGAAACCUUCUACCCCACCCCAGUUUAACAUAUUUAUUUUUUAAUGAUGCAAGACAAAUAGUAAUGUGUUUGAAAACAUGAUUGCUAUAUUCUUUAGUGUGCUGUUACAUUUCUAAGCAACAUGUUUGAAACAAAACUGAUUAUAUUUGCAGGUGACUGUUACUGAUGCCAUCAAAUUUAACCAUGCAGCAGUAUUGUCGCAUAAGAGCAUGUUCUCUGUGCAUUAUCUACUCCAGCAUAGUCCUAUGCAAUAACAGUAGUGACAAGUGUAUUAUUAUCAUGCCUGAAUAUAUUACACAGUGGUUGUGUGGGUCUUACCAUUUGAGCAAGUGAUUGGCUUCCACCAUAAGCAACCUGCCCAGUUGACUUGCAGAUGGCAGGGAAGCAUAUAUCUCAUUCGGAAUGAAGUGCCUUAAAUUUAUUGAAAUUUCUGUGAACUAGCACUGACUGAUGUGUGACCUAAGAGAAGAUUCAAGAAUGGAGAGAGGAGAGGAGAGUUGUUUAGGAGGUAGAAAAUUGUUCUCAUGUCAUGAAGCAGAAGCUUCCUGUUCUACACCUAAGUUCUCUGUGUUAACUUCUUGGGGGGGGGGGGGGGGGGGAUCUUGAAAUACUUGAUUCCAUAGCCAGAAUCCAAUGGUGAAGUUUCCUGGAUCUCACUCUUUCCACCAAAAUCAGCAACCCUACUUUCCUCUUGCAGCACUUGGCCUGAAAACUUGUUCCAGGAAAUUACCUGGUUUUUGAGGCCAUGGAGGGCUGCAGAGGGAGGCAGAAGAAAGAAAGCCCCAGUCCCUUUGAUGGUUGGAUACCAAAGGAUAUUAUUGACUUAUGGCCCUUGGCUGUACCAGCUUUCCUUACAUGGUCAGGAAACUGGAGCUAAGGGCAACUGAUAAAUUCUCAGAAUGUUAGUCUGAAAUGAUUAUCAUAAUGUGUGGUUAGUAGAUAUGUCUCAAAGGAAAAAGAGCUGCUGUACAGUUCGAUUUUGCAAAACAUCCUUGAAACCAUGAAAAGCCUAAUUGUGCUCCUUUAUAAGUGACAUUGCACUGCCAAUGGUGGGAGCAAGUCCUGGACCUAGUCUCCUUUUUGCAGCUCUCUCUGUGGAUCAUUUGGACAAAAGAAGAAAAGUGGCCAGAGGCAGGAACUCUGACUUGAAAUAAUAGGAAGAAUUUUCUCUUAACUGCAAAUUAUAUCUUCCAACUCACUAAUUACUCAAGCACUAAUGAUUUUCCUUUUUCUAGAUUAACUAUACCUGAGCACUGAUAAUCAUCAUGGGUGGCUGUUACAGUCAUAGGAGGACAGAUUUAAACCGUGUUAUUGCCACAGUAUCAGGUUGACUUAAUUUCACAGCAGAUGUUUAGCUUCCUUGGUGUUCUGCCCACCAGGAUCCCUGUGCUAUAAGUUCAGUAGCCAACCUGUGUAUCUGCAGGAAACAUGUUGGAUUUUUUUCCUUUGGGAAGCAUACUUAAUUCCUCUCCCUAACUCCACCCACAUAAUAUGAGAGAACUUGAUUCAAACACUAACCUAUUUGUCUAUCGGCUUCUUCCACCAAGCCUUGGUCCUUAACAAUGCAAGUGGCCUGUGUCUUAAGAAGUAAAAUUAAAUAAAAGGUAUUAGAGAGUUGCAGCUGGUGUGCUCUGCACAACUUGGCUUUUCUGAUGCAUUUCAACUUGAGUGCAAACACUGUAAAUUAUGCACAUAAAGCAUGAAUACACAUUUUCUAAUUUCCGCUUCCUGUUUCAUUUUCUCAUUGGGGCAGGCUAUCAUUUAAAUUGGGAUAUAGAAGCUCUGUCCUGCUCCUCCUGUACUUUCAACACUAGAAGUCCUUAGUUCACUGCCUCAUCAAGGAUUGCCUUUAAACACUUACAAGCCUACUUUUGCACAAUAAGCACAAGAAACUUGACUUUUUUUUUCUUUUUUCUUUUGCUAAAUGAAACUGAAUAUUUUUGGCCCUGAUUUUACAAUCCCAGAUUUUACAAUUAUAGCAUAGACACAACCAAUAUCAGCUAGUGGCUUCCAAUUUAGUGGGAGUGGUGAAUCAGCUUAGGGCUUUAGUCUCAACUUUAAAUAAGUUAUCCAGCAUGCUGAACUCUAUCACCAGAUAGCUUUAACACCUUGGAUAGCUUCUUUAAAAUUCAGAGGUAAACCUGUUGUGGCUUUACUGUUCCACCGAGACACAGCUACCACUCUGCAGAGUCCUGAUAAUAAAAAUAAAAUCCAUUGGGGGUGCUUGGUCAAGAAAAGAAACACACCAGGGAUCCAUUCUGAAGCAUUUCAGAUCAAGAAGUACAGACAGGUGUAUUUCUCAGUUCCUAGUUAAAAAAAAAAAAACCCUUGUAACUGAAUUGAAGGCAUAUUCCCCCAUGACGCAUUUGGAAACACAAUCCAUCAAGCCUAGGUUUCUCUUGAAUAUGAUGUAGAUAUCAUAUUUCCUGUUCUUAAGUUACUAAAUUUACCAGUCUUUCUCAUAACGGCCUGCCAUCAUCCUUUCUCUUUGGUUUCUUUUUUCUCUCACCAAUUCAUUUUUGCUUUCUUCGUAACAGAACCUCUAUAUUUUUCAAAUGCUCAUAUCACCUCCACAGAAUACUUGCAAAUCUAUCAGAGGAAGGCAAGUGUCAGGCGGUACAAUGGAAAUUUAGCCUUUAGAUGUGGUUUUGUUUAUUUAUUGCUACACAAAAUCGUGAGCCACAAGACUUACAGGCCUUAAAGUAUGGUGCAUCUACAGGGGAGAUGCACUGGGGUUAUCUGAUGUGUAGUCAGGCACAAUAGUAUCAUCAUUACACUGCAUUGACUAAAUGACCCACAAAUAGCCCAAAUGCCAAAAAAAUAUAAGAGAGUCGUGAAGACAGCUGCCCAGGUACGUAGUGUACCAAGCAAUUUUCACAUUUGCCAAAAACAUGCAAAAUAUGUUAGUGCCAUGAACAUCUUCCUUACUGCUUUUAGAUAGUUAGGUAGAUAAAGCAAUAUUAACUCCAAUGCCUAUAAAGCCUUUAGGGAAAGCAUAUGAGGAAAAAUAAAUAAAGCACAAAGUAAUGCACUUACCAUAUUUUUGGACAUAAAAUGCACUGGUGAAAAAAUGGAAACUGAUGGUAUAAAAGGCCUCUGUAUCUUGAAAUGGCUACAUGAAUUACUGCCUCUUGUUCUGGAUGCUUAGUACCAUUCUGUUAUUGAUCUUUUCACCUGCUGUUGGCCACAGCAAUAAGUUGUGUAUGAUCCAUCGCACUGUAAAUUAUGGAUCAAUAUUAAUGUAAACCAAUUAAAUAAUUUGACCUGUUCCUAA
This is a messenger RNA of Sceloporus undulatus (fence lizard), 6240 nucleotides long. RefSeq names its product melanocyte inducing transcription factor (gene MITF). Gene Ontology annotation, cellular component: nucleus. Bases 207 to 1808 code for a protein of 533 amino acids. Lineage: Eukaryota; Metazoa; Chordata; Lepidosauria; Squamata; Phrynosomatidae. The record is from RefSeq and is a predicted model, not a curated record. Gene Ontology annotation, biological process: melanocyte differentiation; regulation of transcription by RNA polymerase II. Gene Ontology annotation, molecular function: RNA polymerase II cis-regulatory region sequence-specific DNA binding; protein dimerization activity; DNA-binding transcription factor activity, RNA polymerase II-specific. The transcript has 10 exons.